This is a messenger RNA of Paramecium tetraurelia, 959 nucleotides long. RefSeq lists its product as uncharacterized. NCBI's taxonomy places the organism in Eukaryota, Ciliophora, Oligohymenophorea, Peniculida, Parameciidae. The record is from RefSeq and is a predicted model, not a curated record. Gene Ontology annotation, molecular function: protein binding. The transcript has 4 exons.
AUGGAGGAGAGCACAAUCGAUUGGGAUAAGGUGACAGCUAUGGACAAUGGGACCCUUCUUCAUUUUGCCAAUGAUCUAUAUGAAGCUCUUCAUCUCGAAUAAGCAAAAUCUGCAUAUCAGAUGUACCUCAAAAGAAACCCCAAAAACAUUGAAGCAUUAGAUCAAUACACGGAUUGUUUAGAAUAGAUGGGCUUGGUGGAGGAAUUACAACAAGCACUCACUCCAUACUUAAAUCAAUAAGACUUAAUCACUUCGUAUGAACAUUGUUACAAAUUAUUGUUUAAAUAUGCACAGACUCAAUAAGGAAAGCAGGCCAUUUAGAUAUAUGAGUAUGGAAUUUAACUGGCUUUACAGAGGAAUGCAUCCAAGAGGGAUAUAGGCGAUGCUUUUGCUGCCAUAGCUGAAGUUUAUUAAACUGAUUUAUUAUAAUUCAAAGAGUCAGAAUAAACUUGUAUUGAUGCAAUAAAUAAUGCUUUCAAACAUGAUCCUUUGAAUUUAGAUGCAUUUCUGCAAUUGGCUAAUUUUCAUCUCAAUAAAGAAGAUGAUGAAGCUGCCAAAAAAGACUUAAGAGUUAUCUAUGAAAAGCUGGUAGUUGAGAUGGAAGAAUAUGACGAGGACUUUAUAUUACAAGUUGGUAAAUUAUUAGUGGAAGUGGAAUUAUUUGACUAAUCAAUUAAAAUAUUGAGAAUGUUAGUAGAGAGAAAUGUUGAAGAUCCAGAAAGUUUAUAUAUGUUGGCUUUUGCAUUGUGGAAGGCAUAGAAAUAUGAGGAGAGUUAAAAAAUAGUGAAUGGAAUUCUUCAAUUGCCUGAUGCUAAGGAAGAUUAGGAAAUUUGGACAGCUACAUUAGAAUUAAAAGAUCAAUUGGAAAAAGAAACAUGGAUGGAUGUUGAAGAUGAGGAACAAAAUGAUUUGUAAAAAUUGUAACAACUUGAAUGAUUUUCUUUUUUAUUAAUGUUUUA